This is a messenger RNA of Patiria miniata (bat star), 917 nucleotides long. RefSeq lists its product as uncharacterized. The coding region runs from base 1 to 606 and encodes 201 amino acids. The transcript is spliced from 3 exons. The record is from RefSeq and is a predicted model, not a curated record. Lineage: Eukaryota; Metazoa; Echinodermata; Asteroidea; Valvatida; Asterinidae.
AUGUGUAGCGCCAUGAUCAAGGCUGCACCCGGUGAUGAUCUGACCGCGCUUCGUGACAAGGCUUUCGCGGCUUUCAGAACAGAGUGCCGUGGUAAACAAGGCAAUCUCGACGACACCAAAUCUUGCUCAUUCUUUUUGGAGUCGUCCAACCCUGCAGCUGCCACGUUCAUCUUGCAGCCACUGAGGGCGCCUUUCCGGUUGGACUUCGAAGUGAAGACCCUACGCAGUGCCAAUAUAGUCUUGGCGGAGGACGAGACAGAAGUAUCUGUAUUUGCCUGGAUAACCAUUGGCGGCUGGAGCGCACAGAUGUCGGUUAUCCGAGCCUGUUUCGUCCAUGACUCACCGGAAUGCCAACAGUUGUUGGGUGGGCGUUCACAACACAUCGAGGGAGAUAUCGUCAAUGGCACUGAAAGUCGCCCCUUCUGGAUCGAGUUCAAACACGGCGUGGUGACCGUCGGCAAAGGAGGACAGGAGGAGGCUUUCUUGGAGUGGGACGCCGCUGCGUAUCAUCGUCGCAACAUAUCAACGCCGGUAUACCUUGGUAUAAGUGCUUGGAGUUAUGUAGGCUUAUCCGCGGACUGGGUGUUCUACCAAUUCUGUGCGUAGGAAACCAAAAGCAAUGGGUCUAAUGAGGGCGCUGUAUUACGAGGCACAGACAGUUGAAAAAAAAUACGUAUAUUUUAGCAAAUAAGUGCAGGUAAUAUGGGACCAUUAAGCUCAAUUACAUAAUUUGCAUAAAGAUAGACAAAGUAAAUUCAAAAGAAACAUCGGUCAAUUUUCAGAUUUAAAAAAUGUCGUUUUUUAAGUAUAGCAACCCGUAAACUUACGUCAAUAAACUGAGACGUCUAUUUUUAGGCCAGCCCUAAAGACGGCGCCCUCAUUCGCUCAUUAUGGCCAAGUAGACAACUGAAACGUGA